This is a messenger RNA of Stomoxys calcitrans (stable fly), 2347 nucleotides long. RefSeq names its product protein rogdi (gene rogdi). Lineage: Eukaryota; Metazoa; Arthropoda; Insecta; Diptera; Muscidae. The record is from RefSeq and is a predicted model, not a curated record. Gene Ontology annotation, cellular component: RAVE complex. Bases 643 to 1605 code for a protein of 320 amino acids. The transcript is spliced from 10 exons.
AGAGUCUAAGACCAACGCUAGUGGCUGAGAAAAAAAAAGAGUCAAAGAGUUUUUGAGAACGCGAGCGGCAAUAUCUUUGCUAACUAACUAACGUCUCAUUUGUACUAAGUUUUCGGCGAUUGUUGGUUUAAUUUAUUACCCGUCGUAGCCGUUCGUCACCGUAGCCCAUGUUCUGUGCUUGAAUGGAUUUUGUUUACCUCCGACCGUAGGGGCUUUACAAUAACAGUGCUGCCGCUGUGGCCGCUGCUGCAGUUGCUGCUGCUUUCGUAGUGUACAAAUUGUUGAAUUGUUUUUGUAUUUAACUACUGCGCCCCUAUGCGGUGUGUGGUGUGGUGCGGCUAUGUGAACGGAACCUUAUUUUCGGGGGAAUCUUAUUGAAAAGCUUCAUUUUCAUUUAGUUGCUACUUUAACCAUAUUGUGCCCGGAGAGCCAGCCGCCUCAUUAUAAAUCGUCGUUGCUUGGUCGUUAUAGCCGCAGUCGUCCUCCUCUCUGUGUGUUGCGGGUGUUUCACGAAAGGCGUCUUAGUCGUCGUUGUUGUGGUCGCUUGAUUCCUUCGCUUUUCCGGGUAAUUGGCUUGUCUGCCUAUUCAAGUGAAUUUGAAAUUGAACACGUCUGUUCGUUCAACUGAAGACAUCAGUGAAAAUGCAUCAAAGAAGCAGCCUUUCAAAUUGGUCGUUUAGCCCAUACACAAACCGCAAACACCAUCGCCAUCUGGCACCCCUGCCCGAAGCUAUUGUCAUAUCAGCUGUUCAACAACAACACUGUAUACCUAAUGAUGAUGAUGGUGACAUUAGCUUUAAACGAAACACAAAGAUGGAAGCAGAAAAAAUAGAGGAACUUAAUCUGCAAAUGGAGUUUGAAUGGGUGUUGCGAGAGGAGGUGCAUCAGUUACUCAAGAAAUUAAAAUUUAUUCUCAUAUCCUGUGCCCAUCGCUUCCCUGUGCCACUAUAUGAAAAUGAGGGAAAAAAGACUGAAAAAUUAAUCUUGUCUGUCCAACCAGAUCAACUGAAGGCCAUUCUUACGCUGACGGGAGAUACCAUUACACAGGCGGACAUUAGUUUUAAACUAUCCAAAUCAAACCAAAUACAAAGGACCUCCAUUACGCAGGAUUCCCCUUGGAAAUUGCAGCAGGUUCAGGAUGCCGCAAAUCAUCUACAGCAAGCCAUUAAUCACAUUGAUGACGUUGAUGACUCGUAUCAUUUCAAAACCUCCGAUGAAGUAAUGCAUGUCGUUGGUAAUAUACUGGAAGCACUGCAAAGGGGGCGCUUAUCUCUGGUUAUACCCAAGAAGAAGCCCAUAGAUGAAUUAAUUAAGGGGCGCAAUAUGAAAUCUCUUGCACCGAAUUUAUCGGAAGACAUAGCUGUUAGUUUUUACUUGCAAUCGCAUAAGUUGAUAAUUGCCGUCUAUCAAUUAACCAAUGUACAUGGGACAAUGCGUUUCGAUUCGUGUCAGGCGGAGGCUUCUAUCAAUUGGCUGAAUGAAGUACUUUUUUUGCUGUCAGCAGGUCUACAGCUAUGCCAACAGCUAAAAGAUAAGAUAUCCGUCUUCUCCCUGUACAAAGAUUUCAAAGUUGGUUCGCGCGCCUCGUCCGCUUUAUCCUAUUGACCACCCAUUUUUGCAGGCCUCUGUUUUUGGCUUCUUUUAAAAGACUUAGGUUGUAUUUUUUUAUUUAUAUGAAAAGCUUAGACAAAAAGAAAAACUACAAAACAAAUCGGUAUUUACGUUAUCGAAUAUUAAUAAUUUAUGCAUAAAAUGCUUUACUAUUUUUUUAAUCUUUUAAAAAUUAAAAAAAAGAAAACAACAAAAACAACGGAAACAACUCCAUUUAAACGACCAUACUCAAAUUGCUUCAGGUUUCUUUGGAUGAGAAAAUACAAAAACAAAAUGCCUUUUAAAAUAAUCGACUAGUUAGUGUAUGUUACCAUAACAGUACUUAAAACCACUAAAAUUAUGCUAAAUGUUAAAACAAAAAUACUUUAACGUUUGCAUGUUUAUUGAAAAGACACAAAGACAAAAACAAAAACAAAGAAACAAACACCACCAUUCGCUGCCUUAUAGCACAACAAUGUAUGUAUGCUGACACGUACUAUGUAUAGAUAAAAUCAUCACGUUGCAAUUUAAGUUACCCACGCCCCCUAAUCCACAAAAGGAAUUGCUUCUAUUUUAUAGUUUACAUUUUACAGCAGAACAUCCCAACAUCCCUUCAUCCCUUAUUUUUAACGCUAUUUUAUUAUAUACAAAUUAGCUGAAAUAAAACAAUUGUAUAUUUUAUAUUAUGUUCUAUUUUACAUAAAAAGAAACAAACACACAUACAUUAAAUAAAUUAUUUUUAACGUUACCUAACAAA